AGGAAAUAAAAGGCGCCGACGUGACCGUUAAAGGAAGCUGAAGCCAGAAGUCCCAAGCGACGAAACCAAAUGGCCUGUGAAUCAGAGGAUCAGAACCCUAGAUUCUUCGUGGCGGUUCAUGUUGGAGCGGGAUAUCACGCGCCAUCCAAUGAAAAAGUUCUGAGGUCCGCCAUGAAGCGCGCUUGUCUCGCUGCUGCUUCUAUUCUUCGCAAGGGUCCUGGUGGAUGUAUAGAUGCUGUUACGGCCGCCAUUCAAAUGUUGGAGGAUGACCCAAGCACAAAUGCAGGCCAGGGUUCUAAUUUGACGGAAGAUGGUCAUGUGGAAUGUGAUGCUAGUAUUAUGGAUGGUGAUUCUGGUGCAUUUGGAGCUGUUGGAGCUGUUCCAGGUGUCCGAAAUGCCAUCCAUAUUGCUGCAUUAUUGGCCAAGGAGCAAAUGAUGGGGUCUUCACUGUUGGGUCGAAUACCUCCUAUGUUCUUGGUUGGUGAAGGUGCACGUGUAUGGGGGAAGUCCAAAGGCAUUGAUUUGCCAGAAAUUGUGGAGGCAGAAAAGUGGCUAGUGACAGCAAGGGCAAAAGAACAAUGGACAAAGUACAAAAGAAUGCUUGCUAAUGCCAAUGCUAAGAUUUAUUCUGAUGAUAGACUUUGUUGUAGUGCUCAAGAGACCUCAAAAAUCUCAGAAUUAGAAUUUCAAUCUCAUGAACCUUCAGAAGGGAAUGAUGGUGGGCAAUCGUCUAUGCCAAGCACCAUGGAAGAGGACUGUAUCAUGGACACAGUUGGAGUUAUCUGUGUUGACACUGAAGGACACAUAGCUUCUGGGGCCUCUAGUGGUGGUAUAGCAAUGAAGAUAGGUGGGCGAGUGGGGCUGGCAGCAAUGCAUGGUUGUGGUUGCUGGGCUUCUUCAAGGGGUCCUUUUGGAGUUCCAUUCAUAGUUGGCUGCUGUGCUUCUGGUGCUGGUGAAUACCUAAUGAAAGGAUUCGCUGCUAGGGAGUGCUGUGUUUCGGCAUCAAUUUCCCAGGCUGGUCCUGCCUCUGCUAGUAUGAAAGUAUUACGGUCUGUAAUUCUGGAUGACAAUCGAAAUACUACUGAAAAAAGUGCUGGGAUUUUACUUGUGCAAGCCGAUGCCCCUAUGAUGGCUCCAGGAAACUCACCGAGUCUGAAAGCAAUAGAAAUUGCAGCAGCUUUUUCCUCGUUGUCUUUUGGGAUAGGAUAUCAUGGAAGUUCUAUGAAACGGCCCAAGGUUUCUGUUCUUCGCAGUACGAAACAGCAAAGAAAAACUGGAAUAGACCAUUUUGAAGCACGAGUUGAUCUUUCGGCCAAAAAUUUAUUGUGACUGGAAUUUUUAUCACUCUGAUUCUAGACUUUCAGAUUCUUUAGGAAGUAAAAGAAAAUACAAUCAGUGGCUGUUUUUGGUAUUGAUGAAGUGUGUGCUCAACUUGCAUGUAUCUUUUUCAAUAGAUAGAUGGAAGUCCAAGCAGAUUGAAGAGGUGAUUAAUUGAUGUUGAAAUGAUAUAAACGUGAACAGUAAUCAUCAAAGAUUUAACCUUUUUUUUUUUUAA
Populus trichocarpa (black cottonwood) is the source of this 1555-nucleotide messenger RNA. RefSeq names its product putative threonine aspartase. The transcript is spliced from 11 exons. Lineage: Eukaryota; Viridiplantae; Streptophyta; Magnoliopsida; Malpighiales; Salicaceae. Bases 70 to 1329 code for a protein of 419 amino acids. The record is from RefSeq and is a predicted model, not a curated record. Gene Ontology annotation, biological process: protein maturation. Gene Ontology annotation, molecular function: threonine-type endopeptidase activity.